ACGCAACGAGUGUUCUAGGAGCCGAUUUCCUGGCAGGAGAGAGUAGUUAAUUCUGCGCGCAAGCUCGGGCCGGGGAAGUUGGAACUGGGUGGACCCUACAGGCCCCCAAAGUCAAACUCUGAGGGGGCUGGCCCAGACUCUGCGCACGCGCAUUUCCCGGACCUUCCCGCCCCUGCUUCCGUUCCUGUGGCGACAUUGGAUCCCUCGCGCGAGCACUCUGUCAAGUUCCCUAUGGGAAGUAGGGCCUGGCAGUUGAGCUGCCUGGGCGAUGAGGUCAUUUCUGGAGGUGAAGCUGUGCGGCCCCGCCUCUCGAAGUUCCUUCGCCAAUGAGACAAGAGCUAGAACCCGGCUGUCUACGUUUCAGUCUUAACGGUCGUGCUGCGGCCCUAGCCGGAGCGCACGCGCACACUGAUACGCGCGUACUCACGCGAGCCCAGGCCCGUGGUUGGAGACUGCAUACGCACGGGAUAGGGGCACCGGGCGGGCGCUGCUAUGGGCGAGGCGGAGACGCCUUCUUUCGAGAUGACCUGGAGCAGCACAACAAGCAGUGGCUACUGUAGCCAAGAGGACUCAGACUCCGAACUCGAGCAGUACUUCACCGCGCGUACCUCGCUGGCGCGCAGGCCGCGCCGGGACCAGGAUGAACCUGUAGAGUGGGAGAUACCUGACCUUUCCCAGGCUGAGACUGAGCAAAAGAUCAAGGAGUACAAUGGCCAAAUCAACAGCAACCUCUUCAUGAGCCUGAACAAGGAUGGCUCCUACACAGGCUUCAUCAAGGUUCAGCUAAAGCUAGUACGCCCUGUCUCAGUGCCCUCCAAUAAGAAGCCACCCUCCUUGCAGGAUCCUCGGCGGGGCCCAGGGCGGGGCACAACUGUGAAGCGCCGUACCUCCUUUUAUCUGCCCAAGGAUGCUGUCAAGCACCUGCACGUGCUGUCACGAACACGGGCGCGUGAGGUCAUCGAGGCUCUGCUUCGAAAGUUCAUGGUGGUAGAUGACCCCCGCAAGUUUGCCCUCUUUGAGCGGGCUGAGCGUCAGGGCCAAGUGUACUUGCGUAAGCUGUCAGAUGAUGAGCAGCCCCUGCGGCUACGGCUCCUUGCAGGACCCAGUGAGAAGGCCCUGAGCUUUGUCCUGAAGGAAAAUGACUCUGGGGAGGUAAAUUGGGACGCCUUCAGCAUGCCUGAACUGCACAACUUCCUGCGUAUCCUGCAACGGGAGGAGGAGGAGCACCUCCGCCAGAUCCUGCAGAAGUACUCCUAUUGCCGCCAGAAGAUCCAAGAGGCUCUGCAUGCAUGUCCCUUGGGGUGACCUCUUGUACUGCUAGGUGGAAGGAGGAGAGUAGGCAUCGCCAAAAACGUGCCGUGUGAGUGUGACAGGGGCUAUGGGGCCUAAGGAAUGAGUGUGCGUGGAGGCCCUCUGCUGGGGGAACAACCCCAGAGAACAGCAAAGGGGCUGGCCCUCUCUUCCCACCAAUGGGUGUAGCAGGACAUGGCUCUGCACCUUUCUGCCCUUCAUGUACUGGAUCAUGGUGGGUCAGAGCUGCCCUGGGAAGCUGCUCCAGGCCUGCAGUAGGGGUGGAGAGACAGAAGUUUCUUUACAUUGUGUCUCAGAUAUGAGAAUCUUGGUGACCCUACACACGAAACAUUUUAUGUUUGCAGGAGUGAGGGCCCUCAUCUAUGGUGAAAAGUAUAUUUUCUGGGGUGGGUUCUCAGGGUAGCCCUAUCAGAGCCAAGGAUGGAUGCUCAGAAUAAGGCAGGCAUUGAGGAAGAGUCUUGUUUCCCUUUACAGUCCCCUCUGACUCCUCAUAUAUCUUGAGAUCAGUCAGUGCUGGCUCACAGUGCAGCAACAGUGCCUGCCUAAAGGCCUCCUGCAAGGAGGAUGUCCCUGGGCCAGGGUCUGUGUGAAUGUGGGCAGUGGUCCAUCCAGGUCAGUCAAAGUCCGGGUCUCUUCUGUGGAUAUUUUUUCAUGAGGUGUGCGAAUGUGUGUAAUGUUUUGUGGCCUCAGUUGAAUGCCUUUGUGGGGGAAAAGGGUUGGGGUGCAGUCAUCAGGGCCUGGGGCUUGAGAAAGUUGGCUGAAUAAAGAUUUAAGAAUCCUG
Messenger RNA from Otolemur garnettii (small-eared galago), 2092 nucleotides. RefSeq names its product Ras association domain family member 1 (gene RASSF1). The coding region runs from base 493 to 1305 and encodes 270 amino acids. Gene Ontology annotation, biological process: Ras protein signal transduction. NCBI's taxonomy places the organism in Eukaryota, Metazoa, Chordata, Mammalia, Primates, Galagidae. Gene Ontology annotation, cellular component: nucleus; microtubule cytoskeleton. The record is from RefSeq and is a predicted model, not a curated record. The transcript has 5 exons.